AUGCCGGGCCCUGUGGAUACAGCGAAGUCGAUUACGAAAAAGCGCAAGAGAAAGCACGGUGGAAGUGCUCGUGCAACAACUGAGACCGAUGAUGCGACUACUCAGCCGGCCACUGAAAAUGGAGCUGUGACCGAUUCUCCUGAGAAGAUGGAGGAUAUUAAGAAGGACAAGAAGAACGGAAAAGAUAAAUCCACUAAGAAGCGCAAGGUCAGCCACGCAUCUAGCGACGAAGAGAGUGAGAAGGAGGAACAAGAGGCUGCUCCUCCUCAAGCCGACGGAGACAGCGACGACGAGGAGGAUGGCGAGGACCAGUCGGAAGCUGAGAAUGGAAACACAGGGGAUGAGAAGAAUUCUGAGUCCACAGAUCUUCCUUCGGCGGACGCUCUUCGUCUCCCAACGGUAGAGGGCGAGCCUCAGAAGUUCACAGAGCUGGGUUUAUCGGAGAAGACAUUGAAGGCCAUCAAUGAUAUGGGUUUUGAGACUAUGACCGAGAUUCAAAGACGAACGAUUCCUCCCCUUCUCGCCGGUCGGGAUGUCCUGGGUGCCGCAAAGACCGGUUCAGGGAAAACAUUGUCCUUUCUAAUUCCUGCUGUUGAGAUGCUGAGCGCGUUACGGUUCAAGCCUAGAAACGGUACUGGUGUCAUCGUUGUCUCCCCAACACGUGAGCUUGCCCUUCAGAUCUUCGGUGUGGCUAGAGAAUUAUGUCAAUACCACUCUCAAACAUACGGUAUAGUCAUUGGAGGUGCGAAUCGGAGAGCUGAGGCGGAGAAGCUCAUGAAGGGUGUCAACCUCCUCAUUGCAACCCCCGGACGUCUGCUGGAUCAUCUGCAGAACACUCAAGGUUUCAUCUUCAAGAAUCUGAAAACACUCGUCAUUGAUGAGGCGGAUCGGAUUCUGGAAGUUGGUUUCGAAGAUGAAAUGCGCCAGAUCGUCAAGAUCCUGCCUUCCGAAGAGAGACAGACGAUGCUGUUCUCUGCCACCCAGACCACAAAGGUCGAGGACCUGGCGCGUAUCUCCCUUCGACCCGGUCCUCUCUAUAUCAACGUCGACCAUCGAAAGGAACACAGUACGGUCGAAGGCUUGGAACAAGGCUACGUCAUUUGUGAAGCGGAUAAGCGUUUCCUGCUUCUCUUCUCUUUCCUGAAGCGCAACCUCAAGAAGAAGAUUAUUGUCUUCUUCUCAAGUUGCAACUGCGUCAAGUACCACGCCGAACUUCUGAACUACAUUGAUCUGCCGGUGCUUGAGCUUCACGGCAAGCAGAAGCAGCAGAAGCGUACCAACACCUUCUUCGAAUUUUGCAACGCCAAGCAGGGUACCCUGAUUUGCACUGAUGUGGCUGCUAGAGGUUUGGAUAUCCCCGCUGUGGACUGGAUCAUUCAGUUUGACCCUCCGGAUGACCCGAGAGACUACAUUCACCGUGUCGGUCGUACCGCCCGUGGUGCCAAUGCCAAGGGUCGCAGUUUGAUGUUCCUGCAGCCGUCCGAAGUCGGAUUUUUGAAGCAUUUGAAGGAAGCACGCGUGCCCGUGGUCGAGUUCGAAUUCCCGGCGAACAAGAUCGUCAACGUUCAAUCUCAACUCGAGAAGCUCAUUGGCCAGAACUACUAUCUGAACAAGUCCGCCAAGGAAGGUUACCGCUCCUACCUCCAGGCAUAUGCCUCCCAUUCCCUUCGCUCUGUUUUCGAUAUAAACAAGCUCGAUCUCGUCAAGGUCGCCAAGGGCUUCGGAUUCUCCACCCCACCACGCAUUGACAUCCAGCUGGGAGCUAGUCUGAGCCGCGACAAAAAGCAGCAACAGCAGGGGCGGCGCAAUUACGGCAGCCAGCCGCACAGCAAAGGAUUGAAAUUCAAGCGGAAGCAUGAAGACUAA
This is a messenger RNA of Aspergillus udagawae, 1866 nucleotides long. RefSeq names its product ATP-dependent RNA helicase HAS1 (gene has1). Gene Ontology annotation, cellular component: nucleolus. The transcript has 5 exons. The record is from RefSeq and is a predicted model, not a curated record. Bases 1 to 1866 code for a protein of 621 amino acids. Gene Ontology annotation, biological process: maturation of LSU-rRNA from tricistronic rRNA transcript (SSU-rRNA, 5.8S rRNA, LSU-rRNA). NCBI's taxonomy places the organism in Eukaryota, Fungi, Ascomycota, Eurotiomycetes, Eurotiales, Aspergillaceae. Gene Ontology annotation, molecular function: ATP binding; RNA helicase activity; nucleic acid binding.